Adineta ricciae is the source of this 3411-nucleotide messenger RNA. The record is from the annotation of a GenBank genome assembly. NCBI's taxonomy places the organism in Eukaryota, Metazoa, Rotifera, Eurotatoria, Adinetida, Adinetidae.
AUGAGUGAAGUCUCACUGAAGUUAUGUGAAGCUGAAAGUUGUGCACGCGUGGCGGCUACACUAUGUGGUCAUUGCAAAAAAAACGUUUGUCGACGUCACUUCAAUGAACAUGCAGAUCAACUUGUACAAGAACUCAAUCCAUUAGCUGACCGGAUCAACGCAUUGACAGAAACACUAACUUCUUUUACUCUGACAAAUUAUAAACUAAAAUUAUUUAAUCAAUUAAUUCAGUGGCGUGACAAAGCCAUCAAAGAAAUUCAUGAGUUGUACAAGUUUAAAAAAAGAAAACUUACUCUCUUAUUGGACGAUAAUGAGGAAGUCUUUUUACAGCAGGCAACUGACCACUUGGAUGGAGCUGAAAUAUUGAAAAACGAAACAGCGACUUUUAUUAACGAUAACGAUGUAACAUUUGAACAAUUAAAUAUAUUAAAAGGAAAAAUAAAUGAAUUAGAAGAUGCGGUUAACGAGACACAUACUCAUCUUGUUUAUUGUGAUAUCAAACCAGUGUUGAUCGAUUACGAGUCAAUUCUUAUUCAUUCCACAGGAAAUAAUUAUAUGAAUGGCGGUACACUUCUAUGUGCAGAUUAUCAAAUGCGAUUGAAUGAUUUUUACGGUCGUUCAAGACAAAAAUGGAACUUAAUUUACAAAGCAUCAAAGAAUGGUUUCCGAGCACAAGACUUUCACCUUUGUUCGGAUAACAAAGGUCCUACAAUAACUAUUAUACAGAGUGAAAAUAAUAAUUGUCUUUUUGGAGGCUACACCGCAAAACCGUGGACUAGUGAUAACAAAUAUAGAUCAGAUCCAAGAGCAUUCUUAUUUACUUUGAAGAAUCCAUACGGUAUUCAUCCUACUAAAUUUCUUUGCAAACGAACUGGAAUCAACGCCAUUGGUCAUGCUGCAGCUACCGGCCCUUAUUUUGGCGGAGUCGUGGAAAACGAGACGCAUUUUAUUGAUAUUCAGGUAUCCGAUGCAUCAAACCACAAUGAUCUCUCUACAUCUUCAUUUCCAGCCAGUUAUAUUGAUACUACUGGAAAAGGUAACAAGCUUUUCGCAGGCGACAGCAAUUUCAUGGUGAAAGAUAUAGAAGUUUACGGAUGCGUUGUAAUAAUCUUUGCCGAUAUAAAGACGAUGAUGCUCUGCAGAAAAAUCAUCAGAAAUUCGCGGAUGGAGUAUCAACAAGUUGCACUGAUCGUUCUCCUUACGAUAAUAUCAAUCAACGCAUCACACUAUCGGGGUGGUUCAUUAUCAUGGAGUAUUCAUGACGAUUCAACGAAUGGAUCAUCGUCCACAGUCGUCGUUCGCAUUACACAACGACAUUCUUACCGCAAGACUUACUCGGUAAAUACUUACUGCGAUCAGACAACUAUUGCUAACAACAAUGUGAUUGGUGAUGGCAAUGUGAUAUGUCUCGGCAAUUGCUCCGGUUAUUCAAUCAAUGGAACUUAUUACAUAAUACCAACAUUUGAUACAAACGUACCAUGUACUGAUUACAGUGAUGAAUUUGACUACAGUAGCGGAGAGGGUUCGGUUGAUGUGAUUGUACCCAAAGAUACUCGAUUUACUUAUGCGGUUCAAAGCUGUUGCUGGAUAUCUCUGUUACAUGGUGGUAGCGAUUGGUCAUUAGCUUUGGUUGUCGAUACUCAUCAGCGUCGGAAUGGAAAAUACAAUAAUUCACCGAAAACUUCAUCGAGUCCAGUCGUUCAAGUACAAAUUGGACAAACACACGUCAUUCCUAUUCCGAUGGCAGACAGUGAUGGCGAUGCACUUCGAUGCCGUUGGGGCCAGAACCUGAUAGAAUGUGGUGGCAUUUGUGAUCCCAAAGGUAUUCUUCAACAGUUCCCCUGUCAGCUGUCAUAUGAAGCAACGACACUUGGCUAUGAAGGUGUAGCGUUGGUCAUCGAAGAUUAUGAUCCAAACCUGAUAGAAUGUGGUGGCAUUUGUGAUCCCAAAGGUAUUCUUCAACAGUUCCCCUGUCAGCUGUCAUAUGAAGCAACGACACUUGGCUAUGAAGGUGUAGCGUUGGUCAUCGAAGAUUAUGAUCCAGUGACUAAUGAGACCUAUUCAUCUAUUCCUCUUCAGUUUCUCAUUCGAAUCGUUAAUCAAAUUCCAGUCACCGUACCACCAGACUUCAACUACACAGGUGCUCCACUUUUACAACCAUGCACUGUUCCUCCAGUGUACAUUGGCGACCGACAUCACGGAGCUUGUAUCGGUGUAAAAUCCAAUUCCACAGUCAUCGAACGUAUUGUUGUUCGAGUUCCAUGUAACGAAUCUAGCACUACAAUCACAGAUAUUCUCACUGUUUCUCCGCCUGGUAUGAGCAAAAGUUCGAUUUCAUUAGAUCCAGAUGAUAACAAUACGUACAUCAUGUACAUUCAAUGGACUCCUCGACCAGAUCAGUAUGGUAUUCAUCAACUCUGCUUGACUCCGGUUGAUUCCGUCGGCCAAACCGGUCAACAAGUAUGUUAUACAUUUCAAGUCGAUGUCGAACCACCCAACUUCAUCAAUGGAUCAAUGACGCCUCAAGGUCUCGUUCCACGAAAUCAAGCCAUCUGGUCGAUCUCGACUGACCAAGACGUAAUACCCCCUUCACAACGAGCAGCAUACAUUCGGUACUUCAAGCAAAUGUCCAAUGGUGCAGAUGUAGAAGUUUUGCGUGUCAAUGCAGCCGUAGACGUUAUCUACCAAGCAAGACAGCUUGUAAUCAACACGGGAAGUACUAUAUGGGAAGAGGGUGCACAAUAUUAUAUUUUAUUCGAUAGUGGAAUAGCAUUAAUUAAUCAGUCCUGUGGUAUCGAAUCAGCACCUCUUGCAAACAAGUCUUUCUGGACCUUUCAGAUUGCGGCGCCGAACAAUACAACGCAAAAGCCUACCACUCGUAAGACUACCGUCACUACUACCCGCAGGACUACCAUCACCACCACUCACAAGACUACUACAACGACAGCAAUGACAACGCCACUUCCUUCUGUAACAACAACAACAACAGCAGGCGCAGUCAUUACCAGCGGCAUUCCUCCGAACGGAGUUUGCCCGAACUGGUUACCAUUUGGCACCGUAUUGAGCCUUACCAGUAGUGCACUUCAACCAAAUUAUACAUUUUGUUUUACGGUCAACACAACAUUUGCUGAUGUAACAAUCGCAGCAAACACUUGGGCUCCUUGUUCAACUUGGAAAAUCUCCGGCACUGCUGAUCCUCUUUUGGAUUUAUUCACUCCGGAAACAAGUACUGGCCCACCAGUAGCUCAGAAUGAUGACGGAAACAGUAUUUCUCAUUUAAAUUGUUAUGGAGCUGUGCUCAGCUAUCGUCUUAAGAAAGGUAAUCAUCGAGUGAUCGUUCGACAUCAAAAAUGCGCAUAUGGUAAUUUUGAAUUACGUUUAUCAAGUGAAACUACCAAUUCGCUUAAAUAA